This is a messenger RNA of Cutaneotrichosporon oleaginosum, 2461 nucleotides long. RefSeq lists its product as uncharacterized. Gene Ontology annotation, biological process: G2/M transition of mitotic cell cycle; positive regulation of G2/MI transition of meiotic cell cycle; positive regulation of G2/M transition of mitotic cell cycle. Gene Ontology annotation, molecular function: protein tyrosine phosphatase activity. NCBI's taxonomy places the organism in Eukaryota, Fungi, Basidiomycota, Tremellomycetes, Trichosporonales, Trichosporonaceae. Gene Ontology annotation, cellular component: nucleus; cytoplasm. The record is from RefSeq and is a predicted model, not a curated record.
CCUCCACACACACACCCCUCAAACCAUCCCUCAUCCGAUCCCUCUGCUCUUCCAUCAUUCUCCCCUCUCCUCAUUCUACCGCAACUCUCAUCUCCUCGCCCUCCUCUUCUCUUAACACACUUGUGGUCAAGAGUCCACGCAACGCAGUGUCACCAUCUCGCCCCUGCGUUACCCCAAACAACCUCCCCCGUCAACGUCACCAAACAUGUCUCUGGCAGGCUUGGUGGACGAUGCCCUCCCCUCCUCCCCACUGGGCGAUGCCUUCUUCAUCAGCCGGCCAAGCUCGCCAGACGACUCCCCUGGUCCCUCACCAACCCGCACCGAGGUCGAUCUCCCAUUAGAUGUCGACGAGUCCUUCAACUCGUCCAUGUCAUUCUCAGCAUGCGACUCACCUCCCGCACCUUCGCCCUCGAUGCACCUCGGCAAGGCCAUGAGCAUGGCGCCUUAUUCGCCGACGCCCGCCGCCGGCCCCAGCAGCAGGCGUACAUUGAUGGCAACCAAGUCAUUGUCGUCGGCCGUGAUGGGCAAUGGCUCGUCACGGACGACAGGGCACACCUUCUCGUUCGGACGCGAGCUGUCACUUAACGCGGCACGUCCCAGCACUUUUGGUCAGCCAAGCAAGGCUAAGGGACAGAUGCGUCCGCCUUCAGUCCCAGAAGGCAGACUCAUGUCGCCGAACCGUCUCCACGCAACCUCCUCGCAGGAGAAUAUGAGAGAGCCACAGCUCUUGAUGUCCCGAUGGGGUCGUCGCGAGUCGGAACCUGCAGUUGAAUCUCCGUACAAGCGCGAGGUGUCCUCGAGCAUGGAUAUGGAUAUCGACUCGCCUGCGCCGGCUGGCCGUCUCAGCGCUUUCAACUCGCCCGCCCCGACCGAUGCUGGCUCUCCAGACUUUGGAAGGUUCUUUGCCGAGUCACCGGCCAUGCCCGCUGCCUCCAAGCGCCGUGCACCUCCCUCGCCCGGAUCUCCGUCAAGCUCGCCCUCUACGCAUCGCAUGCGCACCGACAAGGCAAUGUCAUCGAAUACCCUGUUUGGGACACGCAACACGGGCGGUCUCGGCCAGCGUCGAUCGGGAGCCUUUGCGUCGCGUAGGCCACCACUGCAGCCCAUCAUCGCCGGCGAUGCGCAGCGAAACAUGGGCACCACAUCAGCCAACCCCAUCCUUUGCGGUCCGGCGUUGCCCACCCGCUCAAGCUUUAUGCGCCGCGCCAACUCCAUGUUCUGCGACCAAAACACCAGAGAGGGAAGUGACAACGACAAUGAGUCCGAGUUUGAGACCUCCUUUGAGGCUUCUCCUUCAAUCCCGGACAUCCGACGGCGUUAUGGCCGGCCCCCACUGCCCCGUGUCGACGGGUCACCCAACAAGGCACGUUCCUCGGCAACCUCGCUCCAGAACAACCUGCUGGCGGCCCGUCCACCAGUGAGAGCCGAGAUCGGUGGCCUGGGCAGCUUUGGAGAGAACGAGCUCCAGGGUAAGAUUCUUCCCUGUCACUCCAUCAAAGACGACGGACUUGUACGCAUCACUCCGGAGACGCUUCGCGAUGUCCUCGAUGGCCACUACGACAGUAAAAUCAAACGGUUCCACAUCAUCGACUGCCGCUUCGAUUACGAGUUCGAGGGUGGGCACAUUGAUGGUGCUAUAAAUAUCCAAAACCCAGCCGAGCUGGACUCGCUUCUCCUGUCACCAAAUGCUGGCAUCAACGAAGCUGAUGGAGCACUUCCAGCUCCCAGCACAAGUGGAGCGGUGGACGGCACCCAGCAGGUAGUCCUCAUCUUCCACUGCGAGUUCAGCAAGAAGCGCGCCCCCGAGGUUGCGCGCGAGCUCCGCAUGCGUGAUCGCAGACGCAACGAGGGGCACUGGCCGCAGGUGCACUACCCGGAGCUAUACAUUCUCGAGGGCGGAUACUGCAGCUUCUUCAAGCACUGCCCCACCAAGUGUGAACCCCAGGCGUAUCGCGAGAUGGAAGGUCAUCAGCUGUGCGACUCCAAACUGAGCACAUUCAAGAAGGACUUCCAGCGUACGCGUUCUAUGCCCGCCGGCGAGAUGCGGCCUCUGCGUGGCGAGAUGCCCCCUCCUCCAUGCGGUUCCUUCAUCCGCCCCAUGCCUCCUCUUGGGCGCAGACGUGGGAUGGAAACGUCAAGAUCUGUCGACCUUGACUCUUCACCCGUUCCCUCAGACGCGAGUCCGUGCGCACGCACCUUUGGCAUGAGUCAGGCGCCACCUCGCUUUGCCACCGUUGCCACGAGAACGCAUAAUAGAGCAGGUUUCCAGCGCCACGCUUCGUUCGCAGGCGCCAGUGUGCGGCGGUAACACACUAUAUCAACACGACUGCAAUCGCAACCGCGCCGCUUGUAGCGGCCGGCUUGCUACGACAACACGACCCAGACCGACCCUCAACACUCAUUUGUACAGUAAAAUUGCGCAUUCCAUACCCCGGUCCAUGCCCGCCAUGCCUUAUCCCGU